GUUUUUUAUCUUCCGCAUAAGCAGUCAAUCAUUGUUGUGAAUUAUUACAAGUCAGCAAAUCAUUUUCAAAAUGAGCAGACAAGAAGUAGAAAAUUUGAAACUUAUGUUUGAACGACCAACUGAGCCCGUCUUCGUACCGAAAGGUGAUCGAAAAGCAACAUUUAAAGUGCCUAAUACUUAUUUAUCCAGCCGAUACAAGCCACUCGGGCCAGCUUUACAAACCCGUUUUGGUGAAGAGGCCGAAGAACAAAUAAAUGUGAACAAAAUUAGUUUACCAAACACUCGCCAAUUUGAAGAGCUAGGACGACGUGAACCGUUUUCGGUAUUCCUUCCAUUCCAUCGUGAACUAGCUGCAAACUUAAUUACUCUUAUGAUGGGCAUGAAAAGUGUUUCGGAUUUAACAUCAUUAUGUUGUUAUGUUCGCGAUCGAAUUAAUCCGUUCUUGUUUAACUACGCUUUGAGUGUUGCCAUGUUACAUCGUCCUGAUACCCAAGGUACGGACAUACCGAAUUUUGCUGAGUCAUUCCCGGAAAAAUUCGUAGAUGGUGCUGUAUUUAGUAAUGCCCGUGAAGAGGCUGCUAUAGUUCCAGAAGGAUCACGAAUGCCAAUUGAACUUCCCCGUGAUUAUUCUGCAAGUGAUUUGGAACCAGAAAAUCGUAUAGCAUACUUUCGAGAAGAUUUGGGUGUUAAUUUACAUCAUUGGCAUUGGCAUUUAGUGUACCCGAUCGAAGGACCACGUGAAAUUGUAGCAAAGGACAGGCGUGGAGAAUUAUUUUAUUAUAUGCAUCAACAAAUUGUUGCCAGAUACGAUAUUGAACGUUUAUGUAACAAAUUACCACGCGUGCUGCCAUUAGCAGACUUGAAACAACCUAUGAAAGAGGCAUAUUUCCCGAAAUUGGACAGUUUAGUAGCAAGUCGCGCAUGGCCUGCACGAAGUCCUAACAUGGUUUGUAAAGACUUAAAUCGACCCGCUAAUCGUUUGAAGCAAGAUUUAGAUGAUAUGACUCGUUGGACUGAUCGACUUCAUGAAGCUAUUAAUUCUGGUUUUAUUAGAUUGGAAAAUGGUUCUCAACAAACACUUAAUGCUCCCAAUGGAUUGGAUGAAGGUAUUGAUGUACUUGGAAAUUUACUUGAAGCUAACAUUUUGUCACUUAACAGACCUUACUAUGGAAAUUUACAUAAUAUGGGUCACAUUUUUAUUGGUUAUGUUCAUGAUCCGGAUCAUAGAUAUUUGGAAAACUUUUCACCUAUGAAUGAUAGUGCAAUUAAUAUGCGUGAUCCAAUAUUUUAUCGUUGGCAUAAAUUUAUUGACGAUGUUUUCCAUAAGUAUAAAUCCACAAUUCCAAGAUAUACAGUUCAGCAAUUGGAAUAUCAACCAGUCAGAAUUUCUAGUACGAAUAUUGAAGUAGCCGGUGGGCCAACGAACACAUUACAAACAUUCUGGCAACAGAGUGAUCUUGAUUUAUCACGUGGUAUGGACUUUGCUCCUCGUGGACCAAUUCGAGUACGAUUUACCCAUCUUCAACACUCAGAUUUUAAUUAUCGCAUUCAAGCAAACAACUCUUCUCGAAACGCAAUUCAAGGAACUUGUCGUAUAUUUUUGGCUCCAAAUAAUGACGAACGUGGUCUUCCAAUUCCAUUCACCGAACAUCGUAAAUUAUUCAUUGAACUCGAUAGAUUUAUUGUUACAUUGAAUCCAGGAAGUAACGAAAUUGUUCGACGAUCAACUGAUUCAUCCGUAACAAUUCCAUUUGAGCGUACGUUCCGUAACUUAGAUUUAAAUCGUCCAGUAGGUGCUAAUGAAUUGGAACAAUUUAAUUUCUGUGGUUGUGGUUGGCCUCAACAUAUGUUAAUUCCAAAAGGUACAGCAGAAGGUUAUCCAUGCACUUUAUUCGUCAUGAUUUCGAAUAUUGAAGGCGAUUUGAUUGACCAAGAUUUAAGCGGACAAUGUUCAGAUUCAUCAAGUUUUUGUGGAAUAAAGGAUCGCUUGUAUCCAGAUCGUCGUUCAAUGGGUUAUCCAUUUGAUCGUGAACCGCGAACUGGUGUUAAUACACUACGUGAAUUCCUUACACCAAAUAUGAUGACGCAAAAUGUUACUAUUCGAUUCACUGAUCGUACAGUGGUUCGUGGGUCUGGAUCAACGGCUUAGAAAUUUUGACGAAAGUAACAAUGAUAACUUCAUUGUGUAUGAAUAUUUCAUAACAUGAAUUUAAUUGUAUUAUUAUU
This is a messenger RNA of Chrysoperla carnea, 2226 nucleotides long. Its product is annotated as phenoloxidase 1-like. NCBI's taxonomy places the organism in Eukaryota, Metazoa, Arthropoda, Insecta, Neuroptera, Chrysopidae. The transcript has 6 exons. The coding region runs from base 71 to 2149 and encodes 692 amino acids. The record is from RefSeq and is a predicted model, not a curated record. Gene Ontology annotation, molecular function: oxidoreductase activity.